CCAGAGUCUCCAGGAGCUCCCCUGUCUGAGCCUGCCCACCCGGGGACCUUUACACAGCGGCGACCCUCUACCUCUGGCGAGCAACGACACCGCCCAGCGACCUUCUCACCGAGCCAGUGAACUCAACACCGGGCAGCCGGCGCACCUGCGGCAGGAUCCCUGGGCCCCGACCGGCUCCCAGCAUCAUCAUAAUCAGCAGCAGCAGCAGCAGCCGCAGUCGGAGAAGGAGCCUAUUUUUCCGAGCUGCCACUGCAGUUUUUCCGAACAGGAGGCGAGCUUUACUAAAAAUCAGCACCAUCCUGUCGAUUCUCUCCCACCACCGCAGCCCUCCCCACCUUUUCCGCCGCCUAUACCACCGCCACCGACCUCGUCCUCCUCCUCCCGGCUCUUUCCCCGGGCAUCUAAAAGAGGGGAUCGACUCCAAAGGAGUGCCAAUAAUUACUACCAACAGGCAAGCAUCGUGGAACGCUGCAGGGGAGGAGGAGGAGCAGAAGGGCACCAAGACCACAGGCAGUUGUUGCAGCAGCAGCAGCAGCAGCAACAGCACAGUAAUUCAAGACUCCAACAGAGGGACCCCUCCCCUGAAGGAAUCCGUGCAAACUCGCUGAAAGGGCGCUCUUUAAAUGUAUGUGAGUCAAACGAGGCAAACCGGAGAGUAUUUGAGUCUCAGACUCAGCAACUGCAGCAACAGCAACAGCAGCAACAGCAGCAGCAGCAACAACACAUCCCACAAUUGCGAGCGCAGCAACAGCUGCUGGUGGGAAGCAGUUUGCCUAUCAACUACUGCGCCAGCGGCUCACAAGAGAUAUGUAGGACUCAUCAGGCUCCACUGCUGCAACAGCAACAGCAACAGCAACAUCAGCAGCAGCAGAGGCAGCAGCAGCAGCAGCAGCAACAAGGAGCUCUGGGUUUCUGUACCCAACGUCCGCAGCAGCAGCAGCAGCAGCAGCACUGUGAACAAAACCGCAAUAAGAGUGACAGCAUCGCCGCGCAUGGCCAACCGCAGGCGCAGCCACACAGCGUAACCCCCCCGGUAACACAACAGGCGUACCCGGGCAACUCUUCUGCGACUGGCAGCAACAGUAAGAGCAACAGCAGCAGCAGCAGCAAAUACAGCCCCAACUACGGCUCCAGCUAUCACCUGUGGCCGGAGAGCCCGCAUAAAGGCGAGGAGAGGAUACGCAUCGACCUCCAUAAGGCCACAACUGAGCAGAAGAAGCUGAGCCAUGCUGGAUCCAAGCCCUCCCUCUCCGAGAGCAGCGGGCGACUCCCUCAGAUAGCCAUGAACACCUGCAAGUACAAUGGCGGCGUGGUGAGACCACUAGUUGGCAGCCUGGCAUCCUCGUCUCGCCGCAACCUUGCAGACCUCGACUCGGAGACUCAGCCCUUGCAGACCCUGCACAGCUCCGGCCUGGAGGUGGUGGUGUCCAAGGGCAACGGCGGCGAAGACCCCAGCAAGACGUCCAACGAGAAUCUAGUCAGGGAAGGCAGUGGGCGUGGCAGAGGCAGAGCGCCGCAGAAGAAGAAUAGGGACAUUGGCUACAAGCUCGGCCACCGGAGAGCGCUGUUUGAGAAGCGGAAGAGGCUUAGCGACUACGCACUUAUCUUUGGGAUGUUUGGAAUUGUUGUCAUGGUGACAGAAACGGAACUGUCCUGGGGAGUUUACAGUAAGGAAUCACCAUACUCAUUUGCACUGAAAUGCCUUAUCAGCCUUUCCACUGUUAUAUUGCUUGCUCUUAUAAUAAUGUACCAUGCCCGGGAAAUCCAGCUGUUUAUGGUUGACAACGGUGCGGACGACUGGAGGAUAGCCAUGACGUAUGAGCGGAUCUUCUUCAUUGUGUUAGAGCUGUUGGUGUGUGCCAUCCAUCCUAUACCAGGCCAGUACGUCUUUACCUGGACGGCACGGCUGGCUUUUACCUACACGCCGUCGGUGGCUAAUGCCGACGUGGACAUCAUUCUCUCCAUCCCCAUGUUCCUAAGACUCUACCUCAUCGGCAGGGUCAUGUUGCUACACAGCAAGCUGUUUACAGACGCUUCGUCUCGCAGCAUCGGCGCUCUAAACAAGAUCAACUUCAACACACGCUUUGUCAUGAAGACCCUCAUGACCAUCUGUCCAGGAACUGUUCUGCUGGUGUUCAGUAUAUCCUCCUGGAUCAUUGCUGCAUGGACUGUACGAGUCUGCGAAAGGUAUCAUGACAAACAGGAAGUGACCAGUAAUUUCCUGGGAGCCAUGUGGCUCAUCUCGAUUACCUUCCUCUCCAUUGGCUACGGAGACAUGGUACCACACACGUACUGUGGGAAAUGCGUGUGUUUGCUUACAGGGAUUAUGGGAGCUGGCUGCACUGCACUAGUAGUGGCAGUGGUGGCCAGAAAGCUGGAGCUGACCAAGGCUGAGAAGCACGUCCACAAUUUCAUGAUGGACACACAACUCUGCAAACGAGUAAAGAACACAGCUGCCAAUGUACUCAGGGAAACAUGGCUCAUCUACAAACACACCAAGUUGGUCAAAAAGAUAGAUCACGCCAAGGUGCGGAAACACCAGCGCAAGUUUCUCCAAGCCAUUCAUCAAGCUCAGAAACUGCGCAGUGUGAAGAUGGAGCAGAGAAAACUCAAUGAUCAGGCCAACACCUUGGUGGACCUGGCAAAGACCCAGAAUGUGAUGUAUGACCUGGUGUCAGAACUGCAGGAGCGCAGUGAGGAGCUGGACAAGCGCAUCGGCACACUGGAGGACAAGCUGGACUCUGUGACGGGCAGCCUGCAGGCUCUGCCCUGCCUCAUCUCCCAAGCCAUAACGCAGCAGCAGCAGGACUUCCUGGACGGCUUUGUUCACCGCUUUCGACCCGCUUCGCUAGCUUCGGAGCGCUCCGAACGCUCUGAGCGAUCCUGGACUUCCACCGCCCGGAGGAGGCGUUCGCCCUCCACUGCACCACACACAUCCUCUGAUAGUGGAUAGUUUUAACAAAUACUCUACAAUCACCUUCAAGUCACCACUUCCUCCCACAUCUAAAUUUGUCCUUGUAACCACUGGAGAGUCCAUGUCUGGACUAAUAAAGGACCCACACCUUGACAUCUGACCUGAUCCCUGACCCCUACUCUUUGCUUCCUAUCCCCUUCCUCCACAAUCAACGUCAAACCCAAACACCGAUUCCUCUGUGACUGAGCCGCUCAGCACAGGACUGGAUCAGAGAAACAACGAAAGGCAUAUAAAGACGCGAAGCAAGUUAAAAAAACACACACACACACACACACACAAAUGCAUCCAAAAACAGAAAAAGAGGGAAAAAAUAUCAAAAACAUCUGAAAACCGAGCUAAAGUAGAGAUAUGGUUUAUGUUUUAGCCAUUGUAUGGCUGUUCAAGUUAGCUUUUUUUGUAAAAGCCCUUGUAUAGUUAAUAAAAAAGACUGAGUUCAGGGUCGCUGGGGUGAGAGCUGGCUAUCACACCGGAGAGUCCUUAAACAUGAGGGGGAAGUUGGUCUGUGGAGCUGAGGGGCUGCGGAUCGUCUGCCUGCCCCUCUAAAGAACAUGGAGGACAUGUGUCCAACCAUCUGUCCGUUUAUCCGUUUGUCCAGUGAGAGGAGUAAGACGAACUGCUGGAUUUCCCUUUCAACAAAGACUAGAAAUGUCAUGGAUUCUUUCCCAAAGUUAGGAGGAAACUGUUAAGAAGAGGUGUCGAAGGCUCUGACCACAGGUUGGAGGUAGAAGUGCACUGGGGUUGAAGGGAAAGUGCUACACUAAAAGGGACGCUUCUUGGCAUUACUACUGGGUAGAAAAAAAAAAAUUACACAAUUUGCCAACUUCAAGGUCACAGAUUCCUUGUUCUUACCAAGGAACAAACGAGAGCGACUAUCUUUUUUAGUUACAUAUUGACAUGUGAUUUUUCAGUGCCUGAAUGUAUAAAUAGUAGAGGGUUAUUUAAUUACUAAUUUCAGAGCUUUUUUACGAUGUUAACAGUCUGAAUACAGCAUUGCAUUCCUUUUUCAGAUACAUUCCUCUCCAAAAAAUUUCAAAGAAAAUGUCUUAAUGUGAUGCAUAGCAUUGCCUCCAUUACAUCACACAGCAGCCCUAAAUGUCUUUUGAAAACCUGGUUUUUCCUUUUUCCUACUACUACUAACACCUUGAGGAAUGUUCCAGGAGCAGGUGACAGUGGGACAGUAUGUACGAGUGUGUCUGUCAGAAAACAACAGGUUCACUUUUAGCUCAAUGCUGCACACACCCAUGCACACGACGUACCACAGUAUGUACGUACUAUCUACCUUUCUCUGCACCACUAAUUAGAGCUUCCCGUGGUCUUAGAUAAUGGCAUGGCUUGAGGUCUACUGGUAUAUUUGGCCACACUCACACACACACACUCUCUCUCUCACACACACACACACACAGACAUCGCUGGUUGAACUGAGGAACCAAACCCGUCCUCCUCCUGCAUGGUUCUGUGCUAAAUUCAAUGGGACACAGAUUUUUCUAGGAUUGCUUUCUGACUUUAUUGAGUUUGAUUUCAUUGUUUUUACUUCCGUUUGUUUGAUGCAUUUUUUACGACUCAGAUACGAGGAUGAGGGGUUUGUCCAUUUGCAGAACAUAAAGAGUUGCAGUACUGUGAAGUACUUCAGGUUUAAUAUAUGAGGUAAAGACAAAUUAAUAAGGCCUACUAAAAAUAGUGGAGGAUAUAUAAAAAAUAAUCAACAUUGUUGGGACUAAGGCCUGCCUACCUUCUACUGCAGUGUCAUUUUUGAACAGCAGGGUCCUGGGAGUGACAUGGAGGAAGGAAAAACUCUGAAAGAUCUUGCAUAAAAAAAGUUACAUUUAAAAAAGGGUUUGUGUUUAAGCUUUUUAUCAUUUCAAAGUGGAAAAAAAGUGUUAUAAUUUAUGUACAUCUAUAUGUAGUAUUUUAACACGAAUUAGGACAAAAAUAUACAAUUCUUAAAUAAACAAAUCACUAUAACUUACUUAAAACUAAACAGCGAUAGAGGCAUGAGUUUUUGUUGUUAUGUUAAGUUUAGAGAAUAUUAUACUAAUAUACAUUUCCAACAAAUGAGUUACACUUCUACACAAACUAAUGACAAACUUAUUUCCUCUCACAACUAAACAAUGAAACUAUGAUCUAUCUAGUGAUUUGUGCAAGAUCUUGCAGGUUGUUUUUCCAUCCAUGGCUCCUCAGGGGGUGCAUACCUCACUAGAUUAGGAGGGUGUUUAGAAGCUGCUAUCCUGGCUGUAAUCUAAACAUAGAUAUUAGAUAAAAAAUGGGUGUAAAGAUGUAUGAAAAGUAAAGCCCAGGUCUGUGACCAGGAAAUUACAUGAGGCUCUCAUUAGAAGUCGAUAAACUGAUAACCCCAAGUGGCCCAACGUAGACCCUUGUGUGGCCAACAUAGACUCACUGGCUGGUGGCCGUAUAUAACCUGAAGUAAACCUCAACUGCUCUAUUGGUGUCAGAAUUAACUCUGUGUAAUUGGUUUGAAAGUCUAGAGAAUAUGAGGCUUCUUUUAACAUAAUUUUCAAUGUCAGUAACCGUGUCUCUAAUGGUACUGAUGACGCUAAUGACCUAAUGGUGCUUUCAGGUGUUUAGUUGCUGCCUGUGGCCCUAGAUCGUCUGAUGAACAGAGAUCACAAAAGGAAAUUACUCUUGUGAUUGGGCUUAAAGACACCUUUGUGUGGUUUUCUGUCACUUUCCCUAAAACAUAGUGAGCUAACAUUAGCACUAACAUUGGCCCUAGUUUGGGUUUAUCUUUUUUUUCCACCAGCAAUUAAAAGUAACAACACCACAACAACUCAAGGCACGGACAAAGUGCCAGUCCAGUUGCCUACUUUGGUUUUCUAAUUUACAAUCCCACUCUGAAGAAAAUAGACGAUUAGUAAUGACAGACAUUAUGCAACCAGUGUCUAAACACGAAUGGGUUUUCAAUUUUUGUUAUGAUUUAUUUAGAGAGGGGGGUGAACCUAGUAUUUGAGACCAACAACUCUCGAGUUCUUUUUUUAAACCAUUAACUUCCAUUUCUACAAAGAUACAUGUACAACUAUCCAAGCACUUCCAGUCUACUUUCAAGCAUUAACUUUGCAAACACUAAACCAUUUCCUAUUUCUGUUAGGUGUACCAACCUCAUUAAAAGUGUGAGAAAAAGUUCCAAAAAUUACCUUUUCAAAGAGAUGAAAUAUAUUUCAAAAGAAACUGCCAAUAAGGAAGUCAGCAGGUGGGUGGCCACGCGGCCCGUCCAAGUAGAUUAAGUGAUAAUUACUAAAUGCUCUUGUUAAUACUUCUUGCAGCUUUAAGCUUAGCCAGGUCUAAGUCAAAUCCUGCCAGCAGAGGGAGAGUGCAGUCUCCUGCUGCUCCUCAACUGGACAGAGAGCACUUCAUUUAACACAACAGUGAGACGCUACAAGUAGAACUUAAUCAAGCAUGAAUAUUAGGUUGUUUCCUUUAUCCUUUUUUGAGGUGAUGAAGCAUGAAUCUUGACUUCCUCCCCACCUUCAGCCACUUCACUUCUCAUACAGUGCUACACUCAACUCUUCCCUUUAGACAUUGUAGUCUACUUUAAUCUGGGUCAACCACUGAGCCCUAACAGCGUUUAUGAGACUGUUGACCUCACCGUCAUACAUUUGUACCCAGUGUUUCCACAACUUUAUUUUACUGGAUUUUUCUCCUUCUGUUUGUCACCUGUCAUCAUUAAGAACAACCAUCCUUCUGGCUUACGGUGGCUCACAGUAAAGACACCUGGUUGGUGUUCAUGUAAACACGCAAACAAAAGCAGUGGAGGAACCUCCCUCCCUCCAGGUCCCCUUUCCAUGUUGCACUCAGUGUAUAAUAUCCUGUUACACCAGAUACUGUCCAAAGUUUUUCUUCUCCAGGCAACAUGAAAUAGUAGAUUAGAACAAAAAGAAAGAUGAGAGUUAAAGCUCAUUAACUGACAGAUGUCUGUUUUGGCCUCAGGGUGUGAACAGCAAGAGUGAGCGUCCUGUAAAUAUGACCACAUGGUAGAUGUAGUCUAAACGGAACAAAUGGUGAACUGAGGGUAAAUGGGUCCAGUGCACAGCAUGAUGCAAGAGUAGACAACCUUGAAAGGUCGAAUUAUUCUGGAAAAUAAAAUAUUUUUGUCUGUUUUCCAUUUGAUUUUUCUUCUCUUCAUAGAGCCACGGUCAUUUGGUUACGUUUCCAUCUGUCAUUUCACUUUAGAAAGUUUGUUCUCUUCGCUUCUUCUUCGUCCUGUCACUGCAAAGUCCUGCCAGAACACCAUUCCAAUAUUGAAUAGUGACCCAACUGAAUCCACUAGGAAACAGAACAUCAUGUAGUAUUUUGUAAAGAGUAAGUGAGGGACAUUCAUGAUGUGAUUUCGAUUAUGGUAGAUGAGUCUAAGUGAUGAACCCCACAAUCUUAGAGCAGGCAUCAGAACACGCCUCAACUGAAUGACACCCCCCAAAAGUAAGGAAUUGUUCCCCAACCAUUGUUCUGUGUACACUGCCACAUGAUGCAUUAUGUACGUAGUAACACUGGAAUAAAUCAACUUUUAAUGGAUGGCAAAUGGAUUUAACAUAUUCUCUGUAAACUGUUUGGCUGUUCCUUCAUUUACAGGUGAACUUUUGUCCUAGCAAGGAGAGAAGGUGAAUCAUUAAAGACUAUCUUCAGCUA
Molecule: messenger RNA, 7612 nt
Organism: Cynoglossus semilaevis (tongue sole)
Lineage: Eukaryota; Metazoa; Chordata; Actinopteri; Pleuronectiformes; Cynoglossidae
Gene: kcnn1a
Product: potassium intermediate/small conductance calcium-activated channel, subfamily N, member 1a
Exons: 10
Coding region: 1283-2953 (556 amino acids)
Biological process (GO): potassium ion transport
Cellular component (GO): membrane
Molecular function (GO): small conductance calcium-activated potassium channel activity; calmodulin binding
Source: RefSeq, a predicted model, not a curated record